CUAAAGUCAUAGAGCCACAGUUGGUUGCUGUAGGAGAGAGCACAUGCUUCUUUCCACAAGUUCCCUGUCUCCUCAGUGUGUGUGUCUCCCUGAAGCCUCCCUGUCCCAUCUCCAGAGUCAUACACGAACCGAGUUCUGCUCCUGCUGCUCGGUUGCCUUUGAUCAUCCCCUGGAAGUUCCAGUUGCCGUUACAGUGAAAGGAGAGGCGAACCUGCACAAAUGACUAAAAGCAAUGGGGAAGACCCAAGAUCUGGGAACAGAAUGGAACGCUUCCAGCAAGGUGUGCGUCAACGCUCUUUAAAUGCGAAGAAAAAGGUGCAGAAUAUAACAAAGGAUGAUGUCACAGGUUUCUUCCGACGGAAUGCAUUUGUCCUAUUUACUGUCUUUGCUGUUAUUGUGGGCAUCGUCCUGGGAUUUUCAGUCCGAUCAUAUAAAAUGACCUACCGGGAGAUCAAGUACUUCUCCUUCCCAGGAGAACUGCUGAUGAGAAUGCUGCAGAUGCUGGUCCUUCCCCUCAUUGUAUCCAGCUUGGUUACAGGCAUAGCCGCUUUGGACAGUAAGGCGUCAGGGAAGAUGGGGAUAAGAGCUGUUGUUUACUACAUGACAACGACCAUCAUUGCUGUCUUCAUCGGAAUUAUCAUCGUCAUCAUCAUCCACCCUGGAAAGGGCAGCAAAGAGAAGAUGCACCGGGAAGGGAAGAUUGAGCCGGUCACUGCUGCCGACGCUUUCCUUGAUUUAAUAAGAAAUAUGUUCCCCCCAAACAUAGUGGAAGCCUGCUUUAAACAGUUCAAGACAAACUAUGAGAAGAAACUAUUUAAGGUUCCUCUUCCUGAAAAUGAAACAAUGCUGUCUGCAGUGAUGAACAAUGUGUCAGAUGCUAUGGUGUCUCUAUUCAAAUUUCGUGAGGAGGUCGUGCCCGUCCCGGGGGCAGUGAAUGGGGUUAAUGCAUUAGGACUUGUGGUCUUCUCCAUGUGCUUUGGUCUGGUGAUAGGAAACAUGAAAGAACAAGGGAAACCCUUAAAAGAGUUCUUUGACUGCCUCAAUGAGGCCAUUAUGAGAUUAGUAGCAAUAAUUAUGUGGUAUGCACCUAUUGGAAUCCUCUUCCUAAUUGCUGGGAAGAUUGCCGAGAUGGAAGACAUGGGGGUUGUCGGCGGACAGCUUGGGAUGUAUACAAUCACAGUCAUCAUUGGCUUACUUAUCCAUGCCGUAAUUGUUCUGCCGAUGCUUUACUUCCUGGUUACUCGCAAAAACCCCUGGGUGUUCAUCGGAGGGCUGCUGCAAGCCUUAAUAACAGCACUGGGCACCUCCUCAAGCUCCGCAACUUUACCGAUCACAUUUAAAUGUCUGGAGGAGAACAAUAAAGUAGACAAGAGGGUGACGCGGUUUGUUCUACCAGUGGGAGCGACAAUCAACAUGGACGGCACAGCUCUCUAUGAAGCCCUGGCUGCUAUUUUCAUUGCUCAAGUCAAUAAUUAUGACCUUAAUUUUGGACAGAUUAUUACAAUCAGUAUCACAGCUACAGCUGCAAGUAUCGGCGCUGCGGGGAUCCCACAAGCCGGCCUCGUCACCAUGGUUAUUGUGCUGACAUCGGUUGGAUUGCCCACAGAUGACAUCACACUGAUUAUUGCAGUGGACUGGUUUUUGGACCGCUUCCGUACCACCACAAACGUGCUUGGAGACUCUCUUGGCGCUGGUAUAGUGGAGCAUUUGUCAAGACAUGAGCUGAAAAAAGGUGAUGCAGAGAUGGGAAACUCAGUGAUUGAGGAAAACGAGAAGAAACCCUACCAGCUGAUUUCCCAGGAAAACGAAAGCGAUAAACCCUUAGACAGCGAAACCAAGAUGUAGACAGCCCUAGUUGCCUUGAUUUACUUACCAGAAUCACAUUCAUUCCAUUUUGUCUUUGCUUACAAACAUCUGGUUUGGUGAUGGAUCACCGGGAGGUAAACAAUUUGCAGGUGCCACAAUACCCAUUUCUGUACAAUAUAAAAAAAGUCAUUUUCUGCCAA
Pseudophryne corroboree (corroboree frog) is the source of this 2006-nucleotide messenger RNA. RefSeq names its product solute carrier family 1 member 3 (gene SLC1A3). Lineage: Eukaryota; Metazoa; Chordata; Amphibia; Anura; Myobatrachidae. The record is from RefSeq and is a predicted model, not a curated record. Gene Ontology annotation, cellular component: plasma membrane. Gene Ontology annotation, molecular function: L-glutamate transmembrane transporter activity; glutamate:sodium symporter activity; neutral L-amino acid transmembrane transporter activity. The coding region runs from base 220 to 1845 and encodes 541 amino acids. The transcript is spliced from 10 exons. Gene Ontology annotation, biological process: L-aspartate import across plasma membrane; D-aspartate import across plasma membrane; L-glutamate import across plasma membrane.